This is a messenger RNA of Acytostelium subglobosum LB1, 891 nucleotides long. RefSeq lists its product as hypothetical. Lineage: Eukaryota; Evosea; Eumycetozoa; Acytosteliales; Acytosteliaceae. The coding region runs from base 1 to 891 and encodes 296 amino acids. The record is from RefSeq and is a predicted model, not a curated record. The transcript has a single exon.
AUGAUUGAGCGACUUCCACAAGGCAAUCAACUCAAGACACUUGACCUCCGAGUGAUGAAUCCAACCCACUGCUGCCAUAGAGACUACCUCAAGUUUGAAGAUGGUGACUGGAUGGAGACAAUGAGUAGAGAGCUGUUUGGUCGCAGCACCAACAUCACAUCACUGGCCAUCUAUGAUGAGUGUGGAGGCGGUGACUCUGCCUACGCCAUGUAUGUCAUUGGCAAAGCGCACAAGUUCUUUGGUCACCUGGAUCAACUUAAUAGUCUGGAAUCACUCUCAUUUGACUUGUCACCGACGUGUGAUCAUGACUAUGUCGACCAGCUUCAUGAGGAUAAGGGUCAGGUGUUUCUUGAGUCCCUCACAAAGUUCAUGCAACAACAUCCGACACUGCACACGUUCAACUUUGCCAGAUGUUUGCCAAAACCAAGAGGUCAUCGCAUAUAUCGGUCACGAGGAGGCAAUCAUCGUGAACCUACCCCAGAGUAUCUACCGAUUCUGGAGUACUUGUUCACGGACGCCACGUGUCCUGUGAGGAACAUGUCACUGGAGAUCUCUUCAGAAUAUACUGUGCUUCCCAUGCUUAGUCGGACGAUUGACUCAAUCAUUUUGAACAGAAGUGACUCUUAUUACAGUAUGGGAAUGUCGUGGGAGGACGACAUCUCAAUGGUUAUCAAUCUCAAGACAAUGGUUACGAAUACUCUGGACCUCUCACAUUUUGAUAUGUUUCAAAUGUCAAACAAUGAUAGUAAGUCUCCAAAGAUCAUAAGGAAAACAAUCAACAAUGAGUUUCGAUUUGGAUUGUUCAUUGGCGAAGUCUACAAACCUCCAAAUAUAUGUUCCGCUUAUGUUAACAAUCCCGAUGGUGGAAUUAUCUGGAUCGAUAAACAAUGA